Amoebophrya sp. A120 is the source of this 1402-nucleotide messenger RNA. The record is from the annotation of a GenBank genome assembly. Lineage: Eukaryota; Dinophyceae; Syndiniales; Amoebophryaceae.
AGCUUGUUGCGAAAGAUUAUGCUUCUCCUGAGAUGAAGAUGAAAUAGAAUUUCUCUUACUCUAUUACAUGAAAACUAUAUUCUCUUUCUCAUCAUGAGUGCCCAAUCCCAUCUGUCCGACAGUGUGUACACCACAUCCGUCCAUGGGUGGCGCCCCGACCUGGUGGAUUUUCUCGACGAGGUAUGCAACACAAAUUUCCUGUACAUGUACAAAUAAAUGCAUCACAAAUUUCACCAACUUGGAGCAUGCCGCUUGUCAUGCUGAGUAGAGUAUAAAAGAAAAGUUUGUCAUGCAGAAACCGCAUUUGUAUACAAAUGCUGGAAAUUUACCGUGGAUACGAGGAAUGGCUCUCCGAGCAGCUGCCCGACGACGAGCUGAACCUCCCGAAUCUACCGCCCUACAACCACCCGGGCUCGCGACCGGACCAGGACCCCUUUGCGAUAAGCCCGCAAUUGGCAAAACUCUCCCUGCUGCAAAACCGGAAGCAACAGUCCAACGUUGGGUGUCUGAAUUUUCUGGAAGCGGUGUUGGACCUGAAUGAGGAAGACUUUUUGGAGUACGUUUUCCAGGCGGGGAACGCAAACUACGGUGGGAAUGUGUUGAAUUUGUCCAAUCUGAAACGAACGAAAAACGUCGGGAAAGGUUCUGCCGGUGGUGGCAGCUCUGCGGGCUUCAGUAGUAGUUCCUCCGGGGCAGCAGGAGGGGGACAUCACUCUACUAAUGGCACGGCAAGUCAUGGACCUGGUGCGUCGAGCGCCGCUCGGCAAAACGCAAAUUCCGGGCUGAAGAACCACCAGAAUCCGAGGUCCAUGCUCAGUGAAUACAUCGGGCACGAUAUCAAGAGUAAAAACGUUGUCCCCACCCCGCCAGAGUCAAGAUGGCGAUUUUGCUACAGAAAGGAGCAGGUUUUGGCUGUUGCGCAUGACAAGUUUGUUUCUGCUCGUAGCGUAGCCCUGUUUAGCUAGUAGUGCGACCGCAUCACAAAUCGACUGCCUUAUCCUCCCUCCAGCAUGACAAAUCCCGAAAUAGCGUAUGGAAAAUGCUCCUCAUGGGGUUGCGCACCAUGAGAAACACUUUACGCAUGCCACUUCACAUGAGAAGUCUUGGGUGGGGACGUUUUCACACAUGAUGCACGAGUUGUUUUCUACCACGAUGCGGGAAGACGAGCACGAUUUGGAUGUUUUGGGCCAGGAGUUACCCCUACCGGCGGCGUAUGGGGCCUAUUGCCUUUGAGGUCUCGAUGGAAUAUAUUUAUAGCGAAGAAGGAGCAGGUCACGACCAGCAGCACAUUGUUGAGCAGCGACUUUUGGAGGUUACAAUUGCUCGAGAUCAAAUUUCUUUAAUGAACCGCCUAUAACAAAAUGAAAACUUCUACGUAGAAAAAUUCUGCACCUACCUGUCC